AUGACGGAAGGGAGAUUGCCAAUAGAACAAGCCUGUGAUCUCUGUCGGAAGAGGAAAUUAAAAUGUUCCAAAGAAUUGCCUAAAUGUUCAAAUUGCAUUAAACUCCAUAAAGACUGUUGUUAUUCCCCUAAAAAAUUAAGAACUCCUCUAACAAGGGUGCAUUUGACCACUGUAGAGAAAAGAGUUCAUACUUUAGAAAAUGCUCUUACCAAAUUGUUUCCUGGACAAAGUAUUGAAUCAAUUUUAAAUAAAGUAAAAUCAUCUGAGCAAAUUAAUACUGUUAAAAAAGAUGCGAGUCUUUUGGAAGAUGCUAACAUUACUGAAAGCAACGAUAUUUCUGUUGACGCCAACACGUAUGCAAAACAUUUACAUCCUAAAAUAAAAGGUGAAGUACAGGAUGUAGCACAAAGUUUAGUUAAUUUGUCAUCACCUAUAUCGCCCAGAAUAAGCAAUACUAAUGUCAAUAUUAAUAAUCAUGGGAUAAAGGAGGAAACUUAUCAAGACGAUAAUAAUCAAACAGGAAUAAGUGUAAAUAUGGGAAACACUGAGCAUAUUGUUGAUACUGGACUUCAUAAUUCUAAGAAUGAUAAUUUAAAAAAUAAUAAUUUUCAAAAAAAAAAUGUCAAUGACUCAAGGGAGAGUGUUCCUAGUGAUCCAUUAUUUGGUUUUGAUUGGUCAGAAACGGAUACUUUUGUUCCUGAAAAUGUUGCAAGUGUUAUUAGUACGGCUAAUAUCACCAGCAAAGCUACAAAGAGUAAUAGGGUUAGUAAAACGAGUGAUAAACUUAAGAAUAGUAGCAUGAGCAAUUUCAGUAAAACUGAUACCCACACUGCAACACUGAAUCCAACCUCAAAUGAUGGUAUGGCUGCUCUUUCGGUUGAUCCCAAUAAUAAGGGUUACUAUGGCGCUGGUUCAGCUGCUACUGUAUUAAGACAUUUGAUACAGAAUACAAGUGCUUCUUCUGAUAGUACAACACCAGGAAAGAUCGAUAUAAAUAAUCUCAGUACGAGUUCCCCGACAAGUCCAUUAAGUAGCGCGUAUGAAUCAAAUCUAAUGAAAGAACGAUUUGUUGCUGGUUAUUUUGAACACUAUCAUACAUCCUAUCCCUUUUUAAACAAGGAAUAUUUUUUAGAGGGUUUUAAUAAACAGAAAAAUCAAGCAGAAAAAGAUAUAAACAAACUUACGGAUUGGAAUAUAUUAAUGUACACGGUCUUGGCUAUUGGGUGUUGGUGUGUUAAUGGUGAUUCUACUACUAUAGAUCUAUAUUAUUACGAUAAAGUUAAAGAGUUUUUUAAUGGCUCAGUUUUUGAAAGGGGGAGUAUCCAAUUAGUGACUGCGUUGACAUUGUUGAGUAAUUAUACACAAAAAAGAGAUAAACCAAAUACAGGUUGGAAUUUUCUUGGACUAGCCGUUCGAAUGGCUAUUGGGUUGGGAUUGUAUAAGGAGUUUGAUUGGUAUUCUACACCAAUCAAUGGGUCGAAAUAUGUGAACGAUUUGGAGUUAAGAAGAAGGCUAUGGUGGGGAAUUUACAUAUUUGACGCCGGUGCAGCAAUCACCUUUGGGAGGCCCGUAAAUUUACCCAAAGAUUUUACUGAUGAUUUAUUGUUGCCUAGUAAUAUUGAUGAUGAGGACCCAAAUUAUGUUAAGGUGGUUAAUGACUAUCCAACCAUUUAUUCAGGAAUGAUUGAACAAACCAAAUUUACCAAAAUUUCUGUAGAGAUACACAUAAGAUUGAUGAGCAGACCCAGUCCCUCUUCCAACGAAUGUUUAAAAAUGAAUGAGUUAAUCACAAAAUUCAUUAACCAAUUACCGAAAUGGUUUGAUUUCGAUAACACCGUAGUUGUUAAUGUGUUGAAUAAGCAUUUUCAUAAAGAAAUACCCUAUUGGUUUCAUUUAACUCGAUACAGAUUGAUUUGGAGAUACCUAAAUUUACAAAUUAUACUAUUCAGAGGUUUCCUGUGCCAAAGCAUUAUAGUAAGAAAUGAUCCACAUGUAAGCAAAUUUUUUGAUACGGAUGAGGUGGAACUAUGUAAAAGAUUGUGCUUGGACUGUGCAUUUAAGACAAUUUUGUCUGUUUCAAAUUUCAUUACAAAUCACAAAGUUACAAUGUUGGCCUCGUGGUAUGCUACAUAUUUUUUAUUCCAAGCCGCUUUGAUACCAAUUCUUUUCCUAAUGUCAAACCCGCAUAACAAAAAGGCUGGAGAAUGGCAGAAACAAAUCUAUUUAGCUAAAAAAUCGUUAUGUAAGUUAAAAGAGACUAAUAAAACGGCAGGAAAAUUUUUAAAUGUAAUAAAAAUUGUAUGUGAUCAUUUAUUUGGCGAUAAUAUAAUUAAGUCUGCUACAAAAGGUGGUGUUGGUGCUGAGGCUACUACUAAUGUUGCUGUUGCUGCUAAUAAUAAUAAGCUGACCAAGGAAAACGAGGCAAAAAAGACUUGUCAUACACCAGAGGUAAUGUCCAAAAAUAAAACUGAUGAUUAUGAAAUUAAUUUGCACCAAACAAAGAUGGAGGGUUCCAUAGAUCCAAACACAGAUUCUCCUAAUCUUAUUGUAACCAGCAACAUUAGCAAUGGGAGAAGUAUUGCUAACUUAAUUGGUUUAGAGUCACCAGGUCCAUUUCCCUUGAACUUGUCAUUUUAUAACUAUAAUAAUAAUAAUAAUAAUAAAAUAGUUAAUACAAAUAGUGGUAAUUCAAAUGAUAUCGGCAAUCACAUAAGUUCAAAUGUUAAAUCUAAUACGUAUUAUACAAGAAGUCCUAACACAUUAUUUGAUACCUCAAUUAAAUCCCCAAAUGCAACAACUUUAAGCUCUUUAUUUACAAUGACAGCAGAUAAUAACAACAAGCAUGCCACUACUAAUAUAAAUGCACAUGUAAAUCACUAUCCUGUUACAACGAAUAAGGAUGAUGUAGGAAUCACUUUAAUGCAGGAAGGGUCCAGAAAUCUCCAAAAGAAUGAUGUUAUGAUAGAUGAACAAGAAGAAAUAAGACAAGAUCAAUAUAGUGAUGACGAGGAAGAUGUAUUAAAAAAAUACAAUAUAAAUGCAUUAUUUAGUGGUAACUUUCAUGCUGUACAAAGUAAUGUUGGUUUGCCAUUUUUACCCGAAAUUAAUGAACAAUUUCAAGAUGGUAUAAAUAAAUUUGAUAACAGUACCUUUUUCCCCAUUUGGAAUGAACAAAGUUUUUACAGUGCUAAUGUCAACCAAAAUAAAAAUAAGGAUGGUGAUAUUAUCUACAACUAUAUUUUUAAUGAUGAUAAUAGUGAUGAUGUAGCUUCCAAUUGA
This is a messenger RNA of Saccharomycodes ludwigii, 3279 nucleotides long. RefSeq names its product galactose-responsive transcription factor GAL4 (gene GAL4). The transcript has a single exon. Lineage: Eukaryota; Fungi; Ascomycota; Saccharomycetes; Saccharomycodales; Saccharomycodaceae. The record is from RefSeq and is a predicted model, not a curated record. Gene Ontology annotation, molecular function: RNA polymerase II cis-regulatory region sequence-specific DNA binding; DNA-binding transcription factor activity, RNA polymerase II-specific; zinc ion binding. Gene Ontology annotation, biological process: DNA-templated transcription; positive regulation of transcription from RNA polymerase II promoter by galactose. Bases 1 to 3279 code for a protein of 1092 amino acids. Gene Ontology annotation, cellular component: nucleus.